AUGUCCCAAUAUCAUGGAGUCAAGCCACAUCGCAAUCAGUGCUGCCAUUUGCAAUACGACCUAGAGCAUUCUUUUCCAAACUGCCCGCCAGAUACCACCUCUGCCAUCAUGCAUCUAGCAGCCGUAAGCACUCUUUUUGUGCUCGCCGGUGUGGCGAUGGCUGGCAACCCUCGGUACAAAGUCAGUUGCGACCCAGCCGUUCCAGCUGCCUACCAGGCUAGCAUGAAGGCAUUUGAGAAGAAAAACUGUGGGCAGUCCGAGUAUUUCGGGCGCCCAGGCACUUGGCAUGAAGACACGCAGUCUUGCGAAGCCCCCGGUCCGGAGGGCACCAACACCGAGAGAUACUACCAUCCACUCUUUGCUAGCUCAUCAGGCGGUCCCAACAUCAGCCCGCGUUGCCACUGGGUUCUAGCUUAG
Molecule: messenger RNA, 417 nt
Organism: Colletotrichum godetiae
Lineage: Eukaryota; Fungi; Ascomycota; Sordariomycetes; Glomerellales; Glomerellaceae
Exons: 4
Coding region: 1-417 (138 amino acids)
Source: RefSeq, a predicted model, not a curated record